AUGGAAAUGGAUGAAGAAGUUUAUGAUGAAAUUUUAAAAAGGUUACCCUCAUAUAAAAUAUAUGAAGAAUAUGGCUCUAAGGUCAUCGGAGAAUCAUACGGAAUUAAUUGUAAUAUAUUCAAUUCAGUAAAAAAAGAAUACAAAAAUAAAUGUAUUAAUCUUUGUAAUAAAGUUGUAAGAAAUUUAGAAAAUUUACCAGAAAAAGUUAAAUCAGGAAACUAUAAGGACUACUGUAGACAUUAUAUAUACUGGAUAUAUAAAGAAAUAAGAGAAAUGUUUAAAAACGAUGUGAAUGAUAGUUAUAUUACAGAUAUCAUUACUAAAUUUAUUGAAUUACAAUCUACUCUUACUGAAACUUAUCGGAUAUAUAACUGUAGUUAUAAAUUUGUCAAUAAAAAUUUAAGCGAAAUGAAUAAAAAAAAGGAAGAGAAAUACUUGUAUGAAUAUUUUACAAAUUACGAUAUUAUUAAAAGUAGAGAUAUUUGUACUUCUGUUGACAUUAAUAAUUAUAAAAAGUAUCUUAGUUCUAUUCAUGACUUAUAUAAAAAAAAAAAGAGUGAAUGUUGUGAGAAAAAAAUAUCAACGUGUCCAGACUAUUUUUUGAACUGUGGUGAUGAAGUUGAUCCAAAUAAUCUUGUUUCUGCUUUAGAAUCCCCCAAUGAUAAUAGUUGUAAUGGACUAGAAGAUUUUAAAGAAACUAAAACUUCCAAAGAAAAAUUAGAAUCUAGCGAUUUCGAUCAAGAUUUUUUGGAUCAAAUUCUUUUUACGAAUUGUCCUAUUACGAAUGAAAGCAAAGAAUUACCAUGUCGCUUUGUCCGAGCAUCUUCCUUUAUUCGUAAAAACAUGAUUUCAAUUGAAAGCAGUGGACAACAAAGGAAUAGUGAUAAAUCUCCUUCAGAAGGUCAAAAUUCAGAAAUAAGCAUAGAUUCAGAGGUCAAAAAAGCACAUGAAAAAAUUAGGAAUAUAGUUGGUCUUAGUUCAGAAGCAAUCAAUUAUCCAUCUCUUCCAAAAAAUGCCUCAUAUAUGGAUAUUAGAUGGAAAUUAGACAAAGAUGGAAAGUUACAUUGUCCUGCUGAGAACCCAGAGAAAGAUACAUCAGGACUUUGCAUGUACGUGGAAGAAUUAGUUAAACAAGGUAUUCUUAUAAAAGAUGAGAAAUCUGGGAUAUACCGAUUAAAGAAAGGUAAAACAUGGGCAACACAGCCGUUAAAUAUAGAUAUUAGAAGAGAAAAGGGCAAGUACUCAAUACAAAGUUAUUCCGGACGUCUACAAGUUUUAAAGCCUGAUCAAAUAAUGGUUGCUGAUGCUAGAAGCUCAAUUGGUCAAGAGCAUUAUGGAAAUGAUAAAGCAUAUAAUAUAUUACAGAACAUUUUUUUCCGUGUUGGCACUGCGAUUUCUUUGGUAAUGGGAUUAAUUUUAGUUUUUUUCCUUUAUUUUAGAUUCACUCCCUUUGGCUCUUGUGUAGAUAAAAAUAGAAAAAGGAAAAAAAGACAUAAUACUAAUUUCGCUGAACUAAACACAAAAAGACUAUCGAGGAGAUUCAUAAAACGUACUUAUAGGAAUUCUGGUAGAAGGAGAUUUAGUGUAGUAAAUAUAGAAUAA
Messenger RNA from Plasmodium malariae, 1602 nucleotides. RefSeq names its product PIR protein. NCBI's taxonomy places the organism in Eukaryota, Apicomplexa, Aconoidasida, Haemosporida, Plasmodiidae. The transcript is spliced from 3 exons. The record is from RefSeq and is a predicted model, not a curated record. The coding region runs from base 1 to 1602 and encodes 533 amino acids.